CCACGCGAGGCCGCCGGACCGGAAAGCAGGGCUCGCGAGCUGAAGAACCGUCGGUUUGGAGCAGCCCACUAUCCAUAGGAUCAGUUGCACCCAUCUUCGAGUCAUCAAAAUGCCGCGUUUCACUCUUUUUUUGACAUGCGUGUCACUCACGACUGCGUACCAGCUCUCGGUUCGUGCGCCAUCGGUGCGCGCGACGGCUGCGAGAGCUCUGCGCGCGACGCCGGAUGACACGACGCCAACAGAACCGGACGACGCACCAGACGCCGUCGCCGAAGCGAAGGACGCAUUAUUACAAGCCAUCGCGGGAACCGACCGAGGAUUUAAAAAAGACAAGAGCAUGGCCGCAUCCGUGCGCAACGCGAUCCACGCGUUGUCGGACGCCGCGCAGGACCUGACGCCCGUGCCGCUCGACGGCGACUGGACGCUGCUCUGGACGGACGCGCCCGAUAUUACCGGCCUCGGGUCCUCGCUCCCGUUCGCGCCGACGCUGGGCCGCAUCGGCCAGGAGAUUUCGGCCGCGGACGGCACCGUGGUGAAUGUAAUAGAGUGGCGGCCCGCUUCGCUCCUCACGACUUUGAGAUCGGAGCUGUCCGAGGACUCGGUGGAACAGCGCGUCGUGACUGGAUUUACGGAGGCCACGCCGGGCGACGUCAAAUUGGUGCUCAAGGGCGCGGGCCUGCGGCCGCGGCGCGUGCUGAACCGCGAUUUAGAGCUGGGCCCUUACGACACGACCGGUUUGUUUUCGCUACCCUUCGGGGAAUUCAAGGUCCUCUACAACGACGGCGCGCUGCGCGUCGUCAAGACUGGCCAGAACUUCUACUCUGUCAACGAGCGGUACUACGGCAAGUAAGUUUGUGAAUGUUAAUG
Molecule: messenger RNA, 867 nt
Organism: Pelagomonas calceolata
Lineage: Eukaryota; Pelagophyceae; Pelagomonadales; Pelagomonadaceae
Source: the annotation of a GenBank genome assembly